Messenger RNA from Stylophora pistillata, 1664 nucleotides. RefSeq lists its product as uncharacterized. The record is from RefSeq and is a predicted model, not a curated record. NCBI's taxonomy places the organism in Eukaryota, Metazoa, Cnidaria, Anthozoa, Scleractinia, Pocilloporidae.
UCGUGUCCGAUUAAAAUCUUUUUGCACUUCUAGCUAUAAGCAUCGAAAUUUUGGGAUGAUUUCAGAGCAAAAACUUCUAUUUCGAACAGACAGCACGUCAAAUAGCAUGUAGAGCUAAGGAUUGUGGAGAACCGAGGACAACUUUGGGAAUCGUUAUGUCGAGUAUACUCAGUCGUAUUUACAACAGAAAAUCAGUAAUUGUCUUCGGCGUGGUAGUGACUACGUACUUGGUUUAUCGCUACUAUAAGAGUAGAAGGAGGAGAGAUACUUUCGCAGACGAAGACGCAUUCCACAGGGAAAUAAGGAGAAGAAGGGUCGAAAAACUCGUGGAAUUACGGGAUAAACUGGAGCAACUUCUUGGUUCAUUAGACAACUUUCAACCAGAACUUCCUGAUACUGAAGACGAUGAGUGCAUUGUGUGCAACAGUGCCAAGGCCAUCAUUCAAACUUAUCCUUGCAAACACAGAGUUCUUUGUCGCCGUUGUUUUGUCAGAACACUGCAGGUGGCUGUAAAUGACCUCAAUCUUCCCUUAAAGUGUGUGGUCUGUCGUACAAGGAUUCAAACAUUGGACAGAGAUCGUCAUGAAGGAACUACACCUUUGGAACUGUUAGCUUAAAAUAUUUUGUUCUAAAUUUGUGUGAGUCAGAAUUAUUUGUUCAUAAUUUUUGUAAAGGAAAAUUACUAGAUAUCCUUGUCCAACAAGCUGGUAGAUUUUUGUUUCUUCAAAAUGUUUAGGAGAAGGUUUCUAUAACUUCUAAUAAGUGUCUGCACAUUGUACAAAGUUGUAGGGUAGGUCACUUAUUCCCUAAAUAUCAUUGAAAAGUAGGCAAUUUGUUUAGUUACUUUUAGACUUUUGUGCAAUUUCAAUUAAAAAAGUAAUUAGUAGUUUUCAAUGGUUGUCAUUUUCACAGCUCUGGAUGAAAAAACAGAGUGGAACUGCGGAAACCUCUCACUGCUUUUGUCAAUCCUUUUCAUGGCAAUCCUACUCAGUGCCUCAAACUGCAUGCCAAAUUGCAAGCAACUUGGGCCAAUAUUUGUUGUGCAUCCCUUUCUUUUAAAUCUUAGGUCAGAGGCAUGGAUUAUGAAAAAUUUUCAGGUAUUUGUGGCCCUUUCUUGAUUCUUUAUUCUGUUUGGUUGUAUGAAUAACUGUUUUGACAGGGAAAAAAAACAUACAUGACAAGGACAAGGCAUUCACAAGAUAGAUUAAACAUUAGGCUUUUUUAUUGCAUGUAAAAAUUGUUAUUUUGCCUUUGUGAUAAAGACUCCAAAUGCAAGAUUGGAUAAACGUGCGUAAAAAACAGCUACUUCACUAACCACCUUUUUGCAGUUAAUGUUGUUGUUCUGCUGAGAAUAGGUAAGAAAUUCACAAUCUUUAAGAGCUUUUCUUCAGCUAAAAAUCAUAGCUGUCACAUCCAACCUUCUGUUAAGAUCCCUAUCUCCAUCAAGAUACUAUUAUAAACUAUUACUUUACCAUUAUAGGUGGACCUUGAAUGAGGAAAGCAUUUAUGUAAUCUAACAAGAGAAGAAGUAAAAUGUGAAAGCCGAGGCUAGAAUAGAGUAUAACUCUACUGCCAUUUUUUGUAUGCAAUACUUAUGCAUGAUUGUUAUCAUGUACUUGAGUGUACUUUUUCUUGAAUUUAUAAUAAAUAUUGUUGUAAUUUCG